GGGGUGUUUCGAGCCUCCUGUUGGUCCGGGACUCGAACCGGAGCCGACACGCGAAAAACUGUGAUCAAAUCAUGAGGUUAUAUUGCGCAUACCAACAUGAAAUACCGAGCCACUAACACCGCUUAAUGGCCCUUGAGAAGCUUCGUAGAGAGAAAUGUUAGAAAAAUGGCGUCCAGCACGAUAGGGAGUGAAGGAAUGGCUCGAAGAGAACGGCAUGGUAGCUAAAUGGGGCUAGACCGCAGACCAUAGUAGGCGAGGCCGGCAACGCCCCAUGAUCGUAGAGUGAUCGCCACUUUAGUCUCCCAUGACUUCUUCAUUUAUGCUUGGUUUCACACCGUCCCUCAUCCCCCCCUUCGCUUUAGACUACUAUGUCAGUGAUAACUUCCUCAUCUUCAAGCAUCAUCGAGCGCAGCGUCCGUUUUGACGACGAAUGCGUCCUUAUUCCUCAGGGCCCAUCCAAGAAGCCAGGCCUGGUGGUUAUUAAAUCAUAUAUCCUCCCCUGGUGGAAGCGUAAAGCUUCAACACAUAAUCGGGGCGUCGGAGCGAAGGAAAGCGAGAAUAUCUCACCGCCUGAUGUUAAAGAACAUAUAACGCUCAAAAUUCCUUUACCGAGUUUCCUGACCAAAACUCUACCGUCGCCUCAUUACACGCAUGCGGAACCUCUAUCACCUUGCCUUGUGCAUCGCGAACAACGGUCCGCGUCGACGCACUCAUCUCCGACUAUUCACCAUGCAAUACCCGCCGCGCUCACUCGCACGGCUUCGCUUCCUAUGACUGACCAUAAUGGAAAACCCGUUACCACUGUGCCAUUGCGCGCAUGUUGUCCCAAUUGUUUCCACACAACGGAGCAGUCUUUGCAAGAAGGUGACCGGUGGAAGGAAAAAUUCACACGCGGUGCCAGAAGACUGAGGCGUGCGAGCAUAGAUUAUUCACCUUCUACUGCGUCUGCCUCUACAUCAUCAGAGAUGAAUCUGAGCCUUGAGGCGGCGGAGGAAGCCUUGUUUCACCCACAGAGACAUUCUGCAUCGACAACGGAGGAGGCCUUUAAAUUGAAGCCUGUCGCAGAGCCAGAGACACUGUCUGGUCUGAUAUCUAUCGUCUCUAUACCCACGAGCCCACCUAUUGUCGAGGAAGAAGAGGAGUUCCAGGCUGCCACAAGCUGCAGUCUAGCCCAUAGAUGAUGGAGACGCCACCU
Messenger RNA from Desarmillaria tabescens, 1195 nucleotides. RefSeq lists its product as uncharacterized. The record is from RefSeq and is a predicted model, not a curated record. The transcript has 2 exons. Lineage: Eukaryota; Fungi; Basidiomycota; Agaricomycetes; Agaricales; Physalacriaceae. Bases 369 to 1181 code for a protein of 270 amino acids.